Penaeus monodon (black tiger shrimp) is the source of this 955-nucleotide messenger RNA. RefSeq names its product cuticle protein 18.6-like. Bases 12 to 923 code for a protein of 303 amino acids. Lineage: Eukaryota; Metazoa; Arthropoda; Malacostraca; Decapoda; Penaeidae. The record is from RefSeq and is a predicted model, not a curated record. The transcript is spliced from 5 exons. Gene Ontology annotation, cellular component: extracellular matrix.
CUCAGCCAGUCAUGUCUCUCAAGGUCGUCGUCCUCGCCUGCGUGGUUGUCGUCGCUCUGUGCGACAAGACCCCAGUCCACGCCCCUCAUCCUCCGGUCUACGCCUCUAAGCCUUCUUACCACGCCCCUGCUCCUUACCACGCCCCUGAACCCGCCUACCACGCCCCCGAACCCGCCUACCACGCCCCCGAACCCGCCUACCACGCCCCCGAACCCUACGAGCCCGAAUACGCUGACGUGCCUCCCAAGUACAACUACAACUACGGCGUCGCCGACACCUACUCCGGCGCCAACUUCGCCGCCUCGGAGUCCCGCGACGGCUACAACACCGAGGGCACCUACACCGUCGACCUCCCGACGGCCGCAAGCAGAUCGUCAAGUACGUGGGCAACGCGAGGCUAUGUAGCAGAGGUCACCUACGAGCGGCGUCCGUCGUCGUCCUCGCCUGCGUGGUUGUCGUCGCUCUGUGCGACAAGGCCCCAGUCCACGCCCCUCAUCCUCCCGUCUACGCCUCUAAGCCUUCUUACCACGCCCCUGCUCCUUACCACGCACCUGAAUCCCGCCUACCACGCCCCCGAACCCGCCUACCACGCCCCUGAACCCGCCUACCACGCCCCCGAACCCGCCUACCACGCCCCCAAACACUACGAGCCCGAAUACGCUGACGUAACUCCCAAGUACAACUAUAACUACGGCGUCGCCAACACCUACUCCGGCGCCAACUUCGCCGCCUCGGAGUCCCGCGACGGCUACAACACCGAGGGCACCUACACCGUCGACCUCCCCGACGGCCGCAAGCAGAUCGUCAACUACGUGGACAAUGGCGACGGUUAUGUAGCUCAGGUCACCUACGAGGGCGAGGCUCAGUACCCCGAGUACAAACCCACCUACAAGCCCGCUUCCCCUACCCCAGCGUAUGCUUAAGUAAUUACGAAUAUAUUUCAGACACAUGUAUA